AUGGCCAAGACCUAUACAGUCGACAAGUCCCUAUUCAAGCUGGGCAACACCCUCGGCGAAGGUAUGACGCUAACAUGCCCCCAUGACCUGUCACAGAAGCCCAUGAUAACUAACAACAACGUGCUCAGGGACUCACGCUCGAAACGACUCUACUUCGUCGACAUCGACCAGAAGAAGCUUUACACAUACGAGCCCUCUUCUGGGACGAUUGGGUACGAGGUAUUCGACCAUAAGAUCACGGCGAUAGCAUUGCUUGAGAAGGGCGGAGGGCUCAUAGCCACAGCCGAUGGGUUUUUCGCAUUCAUCCCUCCAUCUAGCAUCCCGUUCCCACCCACCGGCUCCAAGCAAUCCCUCAAACGGAUUCCCACCUCGGUCACCCUCGCCUCGAAUGAGAAGCGAUUCAACGAUGGAGCAGUGGAUCCCAAGGGCCGCUUCAUAACUGGCACCAUGGGUUUUGAACAUGGAUCGAAGUUUGGGAAGAUGUACGCACUUUCGAAAGGCUCCGGGGACUGCUGGGAGGCACCGCUGGUGCAGGAGGGAGUUACUUGCACGAAUGGGAUGGGGUGGAGCAAAGAUGGUAAAACAAUGUAUUUCACCGACAGCUGGGUCAAGGAGAUUGUCACUUUUGACUACGACUUGUCAUCAGGCAAGAUGGAGAACCGCCGGGUCCUGUCUAACCUGCAGGACUACGGAGAGCCAGAUGGCAUGUGCCAGGAUACUGACGGUGGUAUCUGGACGUGCCGCUGGCAGGCAGGAAAGGUUAUCCGUCUGACAGAAAGCGGCGAGGUUGAUGUUAUCAUCGACUUCCCGACUGCCUGGCACAUGACCUGUUGCAUUUUUGGCGGUGAGAACAAUGACGAGCUCUAUGUCACUACCGCUGCAUCAGACUAUAAUGGUGAGAUCCUGCCUGACCGUUUUGACGGCGGCAGCCUCUUUGUGGUCAAAGGUCUGGUGUUCACUGGUGUUGAAAGGGGACGAUUUAGCGGGUCGGUGGAAACCCUUCCAUAG
Messenger RNA from Diaporthe amygdali, 1008 nucleotides. Its product is annotated as regucalcin. Gene Ontology annotation, biological process: L-ascorbic acid biosynthetic process. The transcript is spliced from 6 exons. The record is from RefSeq and is a predicted model, not a curated record. Gene Ontology annotation, molecular function: gluconolactonase activity; calcium ion binding. NCBI's taxonomy places the organism in Eukaryota, Fungi, Ascomycota, Sordariomycetes, Diaporthales, Diaporthaceae. The coding region runs from base 1 to 1008 and encodes 335 amino acids.